Cladophialophora yegresii CBS 114405 is the source of this 3240-nucleotide messenger RNA. RefSeq lists its product as uncharacterized. Gene Ontology annotation, molecular function: Hsp90 protein binding; telomeric repeat DNA binding. The record is from RefSeq and is a predicted model, not a curated record. Gene Ontology annotation, biological process: telomere maintenance via telomerase; protein stabilization. Gene Ontology annotation, cellular component: cytosol. NCBI's taxonomy places the organism in Eukaryota, Fungi, Ascomycota, Eurotiomycetes, Chaetothyriales, Herpotrichiellaceae. The transcript has 4 exons. Bases 1 to 3240 code for a protein of 1079 amino acids.
AUGGAGAAUCUAUUCCAGCCCAUCAAAACGACCCGCAAGGUCCAGACCAAUAUCGACAAGUUCGAGACCUUAUCCCUGAAGGAUCCGACAUCCUCACAACGUCCGGCCAGUACAAAAUCCAAGGUUUCAAUUGUAGAUCUCGGAUCCGAAGGCAGUGAUGCUGCAAGCCAAAACUCCCCAUACCGGCCGUCACACGACUCAUCUCUGACAUUAGCCUCCGCCGACUCGCGUCAAAGCAGCCACAAACGCCAUGCGUCAACGGCAUUCAUUCAAAAGUCCUAUUUGGACACAUCGCCACCUACUUCCCUACCUGACGACGCACGAGAAAUUUUGAAGGGCCAGCCGGAGGUCGAAGAUCUGGCUGCGGUCCUCCAGUACCUCCAAUAUGGCAUCGCCGGCAAACAUGACUUCAACGUUCACGUUCCAAGCCCCAAGGCUUCUCAAAUCAUCAACGUGCUGGUCACAGUCACUAUACCCGAUCUGUGGGCUCCUUUGCAGCAGAAGCGGUUAUCGCGAAAUCACACAAAUCUCAAGGCCAACUUGCUCUCAUCCUUGACCAGCGUGGCUGGACUUGGUGCGCUUCUCAUGCAGGUCAAGCGGCUUUCCGCCUCCAGCACGGGUCAGCAAAAUCCCCUGCUCGUUGAUACGAUCUCGGUGUUGUCAUCGGUUCUUGCUGGCACUCAAAUCUUGUCCAGGUUGCUGCACGACGCCAUGACGCUACUUUCGGCCGAGGCACAGCGGCGAGCGUUCUGGCAAGAGGUGGUCACUUUGUUGGCCGGCAGCAAGAUCCUUUCAACCAUGUCCCAGAUAUUCGCAACGCAACAGGACCUUGAAGGAAUGCUCCCGGCAGAGAAAUGGCUGGGGGAUGGGCUCAAGUAUUCGAAAUGGAUUGCCAAGAACAUCUCGGCUGUUGCAGUCACCACGCUGCCUACUACCGACCCCCAGCAGACAAAAUUGCUUUCCCAAGUACUGAAGCGAGCUUUGAGCCUAGGGUACCACGACACCCUCAUCACCGAGCUCUACACCUCCCUUCUUCUUGGAAAGCGGGCACUAUGGACACCGAUGCACAAUCUGAUAAAAACGCUCCCAUCGUAUGAUCAAAAGGCUAUCUUCGACACCAUCCUGCGCGAUCUGGCACGGAAAUUCUUGCAGACUGGAGGUGAAGCUGUCGGAGACAAGGAAUCCUUGAUGAGAAAUGCUUCUACAGUCUCGGGAGUCGCCGCUAUGGUCAAGGGACUUACACAGAACAGUGCCUUGUUGGAAGAACAUAUUGUUCAUUGGUUGACUAGUACGAGUGGAGAGUACGCUGGUCUCGGUCUUGACACGCGAAGAGCUGUCAUUGCAACUCUUGGUACAAGUAAAGAUAAGCUUGAGCGGAUUCUAGAGAAGACCAUCGAGACCUUUGGGAACAAAGUCCAGAUUCAGCAUGACGCUAUCCUUCAGCAGGAGUCAACCGCCCAGACUAUUCUGCUUGCUUUCGGCUACCUCGAGCGCUUGGACAAGAUUACUCUAAAAAAAAUAUCCAGCUCUGGCACCUUCAUUCGUAUGGUCUCGAACAGACUCUCCGCAUCCGUUCCUCGUGCUCGAUUGCUGGGCAUGAUAGUCGCUGUAGCAGUGUCCAGGCUGGUAGACAAACCAGACAAGGUCAUGAAUUUUGGCGUAGAAGAGCUGGAAUCCGUGGAGGCGCAUCGCUGGCUCGACCUGAUCCAUGUCCAAGACAAGGUCGGGACCAUAGAAGAUCUGCCAGCUACCGCGCUCGAAUCAGUCAAGAAGCGCACCUUGCAACCGAGUUCGAAGCCCGUCAAGCGCGAACGGUUGUCGACGGCUCCCCUGGCGGCCACAUCGAAGAUUAUCGCAAUCGAAGAGCUAUCUGACUCGGACAACGCAGGACGGGACACUGACAAAGAGGAGGAAGAGGAAGAGGACGCCGACCUACGCCCGUACGCGCCUCCGGACAGCGACCCUGAAGACUCAGACGACGAUCCCACUCUCGUCAACCGCAACAAACCGACUGCGCCCGUCUAUAUAACAUCUCUCGUCAAGCAGCUCAACGCCAACGACGAUCUACCCGCGAUGGAACUGGCACUCAAGACAGCCCCAUCGUUGAUCCGCCGGAAAGCCAACUUUGGCGACGAAUUGUUCUCCCAAAUCCUCCCACUUGCUUCAUCUCUUCUGGGCCUCCAGGAGAUCACGUCCAUGGAGGACACGGCGCGGUUACGGCUCUCAGCUCUAGUGGCAUGCCUCGUAGCAAAACCGGCCAUCAUGGGCCCCUGGAUCGCGAGCACAUACUUCGAAGGGGAUUUGUCCCUGUCGACACGAUCAGUCCUCUUGGCGGCCGUGGCUUUCGGGGCCAGAGAGCUCGCAGGUAUCACUGAUAGGGAUGAUCCUGAGGAGGCCUCAGCCGCUUCGGCCUCGGGACGUGGUAAGGAAUCAUUCCCAUCCAAACGACUCCCACCACACCUUGAGCUCACGUAUUCCUCCACGGUGCAACCCAUCGACAACAUAUCAAAGACCCUAUCCUACCGUACGCUGCAACCCAUGGCGCUCGAAGCAGCCGACAAGCUCACGGGGCCCAACAUCUUAAAAGUGAGGACAUUCUCCUCGCGCAUGCAAGUAGCCGCCCGCACGGCCGCGAAGCAGGAAUCCCGCUCGAAACGCAUCCCCAAGGACCUCCACCGCCUGCUAGCAGAGUCGAUGUACCUCCCGCUGUGCUCGCGGCUGACUCUCCUCUUAUCCGCACUAUCCGCCUCGUCAUCGGCAUACCUCGCAAAUUCACUCCUGCUACACCCCUCGCUGCUCAAACUGAGUCUCCAGACGCUCAUCAUCAUCCUCGCGACGAUCGGCCCCCACGCGCUUCAACUAGCCACAUUGACGCGCGAGUCCCUCCUGCUCCUCACGGCGCUGCACACUCUCCCGACACUAGCGCAUGACCCGAUCGUAUUGCCCCCUAUCUUACACCUCCUCCUCACGCUGCUGGACUUGAAUGUCGAAGCGGGCCCCACUGCCGAAGAACGCCUAGUCACGGACUUUGGGCCCAUGGUUGCCGAACUCGUCGCCUGGGCUGCUGGGCUUGGCGAGCGCGUGUCGAUACCCGAGGUGCACGACGACCCUGGGCUCGGGAUGGCCAUGCCCUGGCCCGUCCUGGUCGCGGGAAUACAGGUGAAGUGGCAGGAGGUGGGGCGGAAGUUCCAGGGCAGGAUGUUCGGGUUGAUGGCCGGCACGGAGUUUGAUUCGUUCUAG